CCCUCCUCUCUCCCCGUCUGUCCACAGUCAGACUCCAUUGCUUCCACUAGACACACCGGAGCUCUCGUCCAUCCGGGGCCAUGUUUUGGUUUGACCAAACGUCCUCCGUCCUCCUGCUGCUCCACCUGAGCGCCGCUCACGCCAUAUUUUUGGACGGCGAGGCGGCCAACCAAGUUCUAACCCGAUGGAGACGUGCCAACAGCUUCCUAGAGGAACUGAAACAAGGCAACCUGGAGAGGGAGUGCAUGGAAGAGGCCUGCAACCACGAGGAGGCGCGAGAGAUCUUCGAAGACGAAGCUAAAACUAAGGAAUUCUGGAACAAAUAUUUUGACGGCGACGCAUGCGAGUCGACGCCCUGCGCCAAUCAGGGAGUUUGCACCGACGCAAUCGGCACCUACACCUGCUACUGCCAGGCCGGCUACCAGGGCUUCAACUGUGAAAUUGUUAUUCCGGAGCUCUGUGAGAAUAAGAACGGCGGCUGUGAACAUUUCUGUAAGGUGGAGCGAGGGAACAUUCACUGCUCGUGUGCCGACGGAUAUUACCUGGGGUCAGACGACAAGUCCUGCGACUCCAACGAACCCUUCAGAUGCGGCACCGUUGUCACCAAAAGCACCCGGACUGUUUUCAGGUACGUGCGUCAGAACACAACCAACGGCAACGGCACCGUAUCGAAGGCCAACGGGUUGAAGGACACUGGGUCAAACGUCACCACGACAGCAGCCUCGCUUCCCAAUGACUACGUGUUGCCGGAUGGUGCGAUUUUUGAGGACAUGGUGGUCCCUGAUAUGGCGGAUAUGACCCGCAUUGUCAACGGAGAGAACUGUCCCCCGGGACAAUGUCCAUGGCAGGCGCUCCUCCUGGACGAGGAGAACGUAGGGUUCUGCGGUGGAACCAUCCUCACUAAUUACAUCAUCCUAACCGCCGCCCACUGCAUGAACAAAUCCCGCUACAUCUACGUCAAGCUUGGUGAGUUUGACGUGCUGGUGGAUGACGGUAACGAAGCCACCCACACCGUGGAGACCCUCAUCACCCACUCCAUGUACCGGAAGGACACUUACAACAACGACAUUGCGCUCAUCAAGCUGGCCACGCCCAUCAAGUUCUCCAGGUUCAUCUUGCCGGCCUGCUUGCCUGAUCCGGUCUUUGCUGAAAAGGUGCUGAUGCGCCAGGAGGACGGCAUGGUCAGCGGGUUUGGCCGACUCGGCGAACGCCAGGAGACCUCCACUAUCCUGCAGCGCCUCACCAUGCCCUACGUGGACCGCAACACCUGCUUGCAGUCCACCCAGUUGCGCAUCUCUCCCCGCAUGUUCUGCGCCGGUUACGACACCAUAGCCAAGGACGCCUGCCAGGGCGACAGCGGCGGGCCGCACGUCACACGCUACUCUGACACCUACUUUGUCACCGGCAUCGUUAGCUGGGGCGAAGGAUGCGCAAAGAAAGGCAAGUACGGCGUCUACACGCAGGUCUCCAAGUACAUCAGUUGGAUCCGGCAGGGCAUCGACGGGCUGAUGCAGAAGGGGAGGAGAGGCGUCCGGGCCAGGAGGCACCAGGGCGCCAUCGAGAGGCUGGUCCUGUACGUUUUCAAAGAGCUCAUCGUUCUCAUCCAGGGACAAGUGUUCCGCGCCCCUCAGGACCACCAGGUGUUCCUGAGGUCCAGGAGAGCCAACAUGUACCUGGUGGAGGAGAUCCUCCAGGGGAACCUGGAGCGCGAGUGUCACGAGGAGCGUUGCAGCUUUGAGGAGGCGCGCGAGUACUUUGAGAACACGGAGAAGACGAUCGCCUUCUGGACCGUUUACUACGCUCCGGGGGACGGAGGUCAGCCGGCCUCCGCGCCACAGGUCACUGCGGCAGAGCUCCUCGAGUGUCCGACUGAGGGGCCGACGGCUUGUCACCAGCUGUGCUCGCCGUCCUCGCGCUCCUUUUCCUGCUCCUGUCUGCCGGGAUUCAAACUACAGAGCGACGGGCGGAGAUGCCGGCCUGAAGCGGCGUUCCCCUGCGGGAGGCUCCCCGGUGGCCUCGACGCCACCCUGAUGGCGUGUCGCCACGGCAACUGUCCCUGGCAGGUCACCCUGCUGAGCAGCAGAGGGGCGGAGCUUUGUGACGGUGUGGUGCUGGGACGCCGAUCCGUGCUGACCGCCGCCAGCUGCCUCCAGACGGACCCCAACUCGGCCCUCCGACCUUCUGACUUCUCUGUGGUCGCCGGCGACAGCGAGGAGAAGACGCCCGUCCACGCGGUGUACGUCCACGACCGAUUCCGUACUGAUCACCAUGACAACGACCUAGCCCUCCUCGAGCUGGCCCGCCCCCUUUCCUUUGGCCCUGCCCUCAUCCAGCUAUGCCUGCCUGAAAAGGACUUCAGCGAAAAUGUCUUGAUGCAUUCUGGGAGGACAGGGCUCGCCACGAAGAGGGGAGUGCGGAUCCAGGAACUGGUCUACAUGACGCUGGACGAGUGUCGCACACAGAUGAACGUCUCGUACCCACUCAGCAACAAAAUGUUCUGCAUGAGGAACCCGAAUGGACCUCUGGGGAACCGGGAUGGACGUUUAGGGAAGAAGAACAGACCCUUAGGGAACCAGAAUAAGUCUUUAGAGAACCAGAUCAAAUCCGUAAGGAACCAAAAUGGGACGUCAAAGACUCAGAAAGGCUCCCGGCGAUGCGGGGGCCCAAUGCCGGGGACGCCGGUUGCCACGGUGGAUCGGGGGACGGCGUUCCUGACGGGCCUGAUGAUGUCAUCGGGGUGCGACGGCCUGGUGUUCACCAAAUUGUCGCGCUACCUGAGCUGGAUUCGACCCCGGCUGGAUGCAACAGAGGGUCACAUGACCUCGCAGGUCAGCCAACACCCAUUUUACAAAUGACUCAUGGAAUAAUCCUCCUUUCCUCUGUGAAUAAUAAAGGUUCUAACCAAAUGAC
Messenger RNA from Gasterosteus aculeatus aculeatus (three-spined stickleback), 2910 nucleotides. NCBI's taxonomy places the organism in Eukaryota, Metazoa, Chordata, Actinopteri, Perciformes, Gasterosteidae. The record is from RefSeq and is a predicted model, not a curated record.